Messenger RNA from Culex quinquefasciatus (southern house mosquito), 2878 nucleotides. RefSeq lists its product as uncharacterized. The record is from RefSeq and is a predicted model, not a curated record. The transcript is spliced from 7 exons. Gene Ontology annotation, biological process: regulation of DNA-templated transcription. Lineage: Eukaryota; Metazoa; Arthropoda; Insecta; Diptera; Culicidae. Gene Ontology annotation, cellular component: nucleus. Gene Ontology annotation, molecular function: cis-regulatory region sequence-specific DNA binding; DNA-binding transcription factor activity. The coding region runs from base 486 to 2483 and encodes 665 amino acids.
GGAGGUGCCCAGGACUAUCCAGGACAUCGAGCUGGAGUCUCAGUCUCGUACGGACACUCGCCAGGCACGGUCCAACGGCGAUACGGGCCAAGUUUGGGGUCAAGAUUUUCUUUUGAGGAUUGCAUGAAAUUUAUUUGGAAUAGAAAAGACUUUACCAGGUGCCAUAUUAGUGUUAAUUUUCAUGGGUCAUUGCUUGGUAGUGGUUUAAGGAAUCGAUUAGUGUGAAAAAUAAGGGUUUUCUUACCAAAAUUUUCCGGCGGCCAUUUUGGAUUCGGGGUUAAGAAAGUGAAAAGUGUCUUAUCGUGGGAGGUGGCCUGAGUGAAAUCAAAUAUGGUGGCCAAGUUGAUUUGAAGGAGGAAAUUCAAAGCGCGUUGGAGAUUCAAAGAAGGUUAUCCAAGUAGCCACUGCGGACACUACUGCAGUGCACCUGUCAAACUGUCACCGUUGAGCUUAGUUGUGGUGCGUUUAGGUAGUGGCUAGUGAACAUGCGAAGAUCUACACCCCCGUUUCCGGUGAUGGCCAGCGGUAGUGGUGGCGGUGGCGGAAAUGGCUCGGUAGUGGUUCCAGUAGAGCACUACGAGCAGGAGCAUUGCGAGCCCAGACAUUUGAAGCGAAAGCACAGCGAGGAACGGUUCACGGUGGCCUACCAUGCGUACCAGGAACCAGGUCAGUCCAUACACAAGGUCCGCAAGGACAGUCACCUGGCGCUGCCGGAGGUGGAUCACUUUCACGGGUUCGGACAAGCGUUUCACGGCCCGUCGGCAGAGUUCCAGGUGAUUGCCGCACCCGGAAGUGACGGCAACAACAACCAGAACCACGUCCAUCAGGAACAGCAACAGCUCGGAUACAUCUACGAGGUGGCCAGCGAGAGCACAGUCCCGGUAGUCCCAGUUCCGCACUCUCAAAUGAUCUCCCAGGACAUCCCAACGUCCAACGGGAUUGUCCUUACCGAUAUCAGCUCGUCCAACUGGACCAGCACCCAGGAACUGCUAGAUCUGGACCGACGGACCGCUCCAACUAUCCAAACCGAUUCCCACAACUGCUUCCCGAUUGCCAGCGUAGAUCACGGCCAGCAACCCCAGCAGCAGCAGCAACAUCACAUCGCUGGUCAUCACCAUCAUCCGGGGAACUUUCACGGCCAACCGUCGGCCCCGUUUGGAAACAAUCAUCCAAAGACACAGGAGCUGACGAUCGUGACAUCGUCCGGCUGUGUCAGGUCCGCAGCCGUCGCUGGCAGUUCCACCGGUCGUAGGGCAGUCGCUCCUGCCGGCACCCCGGAAACACCGGAAGACAUUGAGGACAAGAACCUCUCCUGGCUGUUCAAUUUUAAGCUGGAGGAUCUUCCCCACUUGUCACCGGAAGCGAAACGCAAGCAAGCUCCCAAAAAUGGCAACGCCAGCAGCUCAAGCACCAGCACGUCUACCGGUGGCCUUCACUCGAACGGAAUGUGUCCGGCUCCGGAAUCCGAACUCGAGCACGGUGGGGUUAGUGGCGUUGCGGCCAUCGAAGAGGACGACCUGAUGGUGGCCGAAAAUGUCACCAUCGAGAAUAGCACGGCCGCCGCGGCAAAGGCGACCAAGAAACCGCCCUUCACCUACACCGAACUCAUCGAGUACGCCCUCGAAGACAAGGGAGAGCUGACCGUGUCCGGCAUCUACCAAUGGAUCUCUGACCACUUUCCGUUCUACAAGUCCAACGACGACCGGUGGAAGAACUCGGUCCGCCACAAUCUGUCGAUCAACCCGCACUUCCGCAAGGGUAACAAGGCACCGCAGGGGGCGGGCCAUCUCUGGACCAUCUCCAGCCGGGACUCGGAGGCCAACUUUUUGGCGUGGGAACAUAAACGCCAACGGUUAGAGUUGUUCUUCAAGAUGGAAGCCGCCAAUGCCAAGAACCUGCGGGAACAAGCUCCUGGGUCGCCAAGUCAGGACGAAACGGCCGCGGCGACGGCCAGUUUAGCUCAGUACGAACCGCACUCGCCGGGCCACGGGUCGCUCAUUGAGCCCCUGGAAUUUCGACAUCCACAAGCGGGUUCUUCAAGUCAACAUCUUCACCAGCAGCAGCAGCAGCAGCAAAUGUACGCCAACGGCCAGAACAAUCAAUUCGAGGUGGUGCCACAGGGUGACGACCUGAAGCGGUCCGCCGGAGAGAUCCUCAACGGUAUUCGCCGGAACGUUGAAGUCCAGAUUGUCCAUCCCAUCAGUUCUAACAACUUCCAGGCUUAUGCGCUGCUGGAUUCUGACUACUACCUUGCGGACUACCUGAACCCGGUCUCCAAGGAGGAAAUCGUCCAAGAGUGCGGCCUCCGGUCGGCGGCGGCCGUCCACCGGAACGAAACGACCCCCGCAGCAGACUACUACAUCACCACGAUCGAUCCCAUCGAGCUGGGGAUCAACAUGAGUGCCGGCGGCCAGGACGAGGACCAGAUCCUGUUCGAGGACGACUUUAAUCUCAACUACUUUGGCAACAACAUUAUGACCUGACGGCGUGCUGCCGGAGCGAGUGCCAACGGUUUGCCACCGCAGCAGCAGCAGCCAUUUCUGCAGCAACAGUUGCCGCAAAUUCAGCUGGGAGAGGGACUGCCGGAAGUGAUUGCCCUGGAGGCGGAUUACAUGGAGGCGGCGGCGGCAGCGGCAGACGAAAAAAGCCACUAAUCUAGUCGUUUGUGUUUGGUUAAAUUUUACUUUGAGUGAUGGUUUGAGUUUUUUUUAACAAAAUCUGAAUAUCAAACAACAGUACACAUUUUUUAAAAGAAAUCAUGGUGUAAAUUAUUGGUACUAAUCAUGUACAUAGCUGUGUAGUGGAAAUGAGUGAAGAUUGCCUUCUAAUCUUAGCAAUAAACAAAUGAAAAGAAACUAAACUAGUCAAUAUUGUAAAA